Molecule: messenger RNA, 2388 nt
Organism: Rhododendron vialii
Lineage: Eukaryota; Viridiplantae; Streptophyta; Magnoliopsida; Ericales; Ericaceae
Product: protein CELLULOSE SYNTHASE INTERACTIVE 1-like
Exons: 2
Coding region: 521-2251 (576 amino acids)
Molecular function (GO): protein binding
Source: RefSeq, a predicted model, not a curated record
UAAUCCAACACCCCCCAUUCCAGCCGUCCGAUCUUAUCCCUUAUCUCGACUAUUAAGGAGGUUGUUCUGUUCCCACCCUUCUCUCUCUCUCUCUCUCUCUCUCUCUCUCUCUACCAUCAUCACAGUGAUCUCAAAGUAUAAAGAGAAAGUAGUAGCUGCUUCUCCUGCCAUUUCACACUUCGAUCGAGAGAGAGAGAGAGAGAGAGAGGGGUUUCGUUUUUGAUUCAUAGGAUUGUUUAUUUAUCUGGGUCUGUAUUCCUCCGUCAAUCUCGGUUGUUAUUUACUCCAUCUUUCUUUGUUGUUCAAACCCACCAAAUUCUUCCACCAUUUAAUAUUGUUCUCUUAAUUUCUUCGACAUAUUCAAAUGCAUUCGACCGUUUGAUAAUCGAAAUAGUUUGCAGUCUCUGGAGAGAGAGAGAGAGAGAGAGAGAGAGAGAGAGAGAGAAAGCAGAAGGAGUGGAGAGUGCCAAAUUGUAUUAAUCUAGUGGGCUGUUAAAGCUUGCUUGCUUGCGUGCAGUGAAUGAGCCAAGCAAUUUCAGUUUCUGCUGCUGUGGGAAUCAAUCUAAUCCAUACGGACCGUACCCAUAUCAAGAUCAUGGUAGAAGAAGGUAGAGACAAUGUUUCCGUCGAUCCCCAAUCGGCUGAAGAGUGGUUGUUACACGCCCAAGGACUGGUUCCAGUGGCACUUCAAAAGGCAAGAGAGGUUAAGGGGUUCCAAGUUAGGUGGAAGAUGAUAAUUUCAAAGAUGGAGCAAAUCCCACCUAGCUUAUCGGAUUUAUCCACCCACCCGUUCUUCGCAAAGAACACGCUUUGUAUAGAGCAGUUGCAAUCUGUUUCGAACACAUUGAAUGAAGCAAUUCGGUUUUCGGAACUCUGUUUGAAGGAGAAGUAUGAGGGGAAGCUUCAGAUGCAGAGCGAUCUUGAUUCGUUAUCGGGGAAAUUAGAUUUGAAUUUGAAAGACUUCGGGAGUUUGAUCAAAACCGGGGUUUUAUCAGGUUCAUUCGCAGAACCAGAGGCUAAAUUUGAUACUCAUGUUAGGGAAUUACUUGCUCGGCUUCAAAUCGGUCACUUAGAAUCCAAACAUAAAGCUCUUGACAGCCUUGUCGAGGCCAUGAGAGAAGAUGUAAAGACGGUUUUGGGCUUGAUCGGACGAAGCAAUAUCGCUGCUUUAGUCCAAUUGCUCACUGCAAGUUCUUGUACGGUCCGAGAGAAGGCUGUUUCGGUAAUUUGCUCGAUUGCAGAAUCCGGGAGUUGUGAAAACUGGCUUGUUUUAGAAGGUGUUCUUCCCCCUCUUAUUAGGCUUGUUGAGUCAGGAAGUGCAGUAGGGAGAGAGAAAGCUACAAUCUCUCUCCAAAGAUUGUCUAUGUCCUCGGAAAUCGCCCGGUCAAUUGUCGGACAUGGUGGUGUCCGGCCGUUGAUCGAGGUUUGUCGGUCUGGGGUAUCGGUUGCCCAAGCUGCUGCUGUUGGUACUUUGAAAAACAUAUCUGUUGUGCCAGAAGUUAAGCAAAGUCUAGCCGAGGAAGGGAUUAUUAAGGUAAUGAUCAGUCUCCUUGAUUGUGGAACACUAUUAGGAGCCAAGGAAUAUGCAGCUGAAUGCUUACAAAAUCUCACUUUGAGUAACGAAAAUCUCCGAAGGGACGUUAUUUCGGAUGGUGGGAUUAAGAGCUUAUUAGGGUAUCUGGACGGUCCAUUGCCUCAGGAAUCGGCGGUUGGGGCAUUGAGGAAUUUGAUUUCCUUGGUCUCGGUCGAUGUUUUGGUUUCCCUCGGCCUUAUUCCCCGUCUGGUUCACGUGUUGAAAUCCGGAUCGCUCAGUGCGCAGAUUGCCGCUGCAUCAGCAAUAUGCCAGCUGUGCAGCUCAGGAGAUAUGAAGAAACUGGUGGGGGGAAAUGGGUGCAUCCCACUGCUUGUGAAAAUGCUCGAGGCCAAAACAGACGGAGCUAGAGAAGUCGCUGCACAAGCGAUUUCAAGUUUGGUGAGUGUUUCGCAGAACAAGAGGGAAGUGAAGAGGGACGAAAAGAGCGUGCCGAGUUUGGUGCUAUUGCUCGAUCCGAGCCCUCAAAAUGCGGCUAAAAAGUAUGCCGUGUCGUGCCUUGUGUCGCUCUCCUCCAGCAAAAAGUGCAAGAAACUGAUGGUUUCAUACGGGGCAAUUGGGUAUUUGAAGAAGCUAAGUGAGAUGGAUGUUCCGGGUGCCAAGAAGCUGCUUGAACGGUUGGAAAGAGGGAAAUUGAGAAGUUUGCUUGGCCGGAAGUAGGAAAGAAAAAGAGGUUUCUUGAUCAAUGAAGUACUUAUUUGUUCAUUCCAAUGUAUAAAUUUUGUGCCAUAUUAUCUGUAUGAGACAGAGUAGUUCAAGAGAUGAAUUAGUAAUUACAACUUACAAGCAGUAGUUAA